AUGCUCCUGGCCAGCUUGCUCACCCGUCCAGCUCACUCUAUCAUCAACCAGUCGUUUGACUCCCGUCUCCGGAUGGACCACACACCCGUGAACGGAGACGGAUUUGGUGUGGGUUACUAUACCCCAGAUGACGAAUCUGACAAGGAGGUUGCCGACACCCCUUGUGUUUACAAGGCAAUCACCCCAGCAUGGAACAACCAGAACUUGCAAAAGCUUGCAGAAAAGACACGGUCCAGACUGAUCUUCGCUCACGUGAGAGCCUCAACUUACGGACUGUUAAGUGAAACAAACUGCCAUCCAUUCACAUACCACAGAAUCAUGUUCAUGCACAAUGGCGCCAUCACCGACUUUGGCAAAAUCAAGAGACUCCUCAUCCAGCAUAUUGAAGACGAGUUCUUCUUGACUAUCCAGGGAUCCACUGACUCCGAGUGCUCGUUUGCCCUGUUUUUGGACUGUCUCUAUAAACUGGGUCACGACCCAAAGGAAGACAAACCAAUCCCACACUCGGCCCUUCGGGUUGCAUUGGAGACUACCAUCGAACUUAUCAAGAACUGGGUCAAACAAGUGCAUCCUACUCAGACUCCAGAACCAUCCCUACUCAAUUUUGCAGUGACAGACGGCGAGUCGAUUUGCGUCUCUAGAUACAUCAGCUCCAAGACAGACGAGGCAGCUUCGCUCUACUUCUCUACCGGAUCUCGUUUUAUUGAGGUCGAACCUUCUAGAUACAAAAUGGAACGGCUCGACCGGUCCCAAGACAUUAUCAUGAUCGCGUCUGAACCACUCACUUUCGAGCGUGGCGAUUGGAUCUCGAUGCCUUCCAACUCGAUUCUGACAGUGAAAGACCAAACGGUUUUACUCCACCCAAUCAAGGACGAGUACUACCAAGCAGAUCCAACAUACACCAGAUCAUCCAAGUUUGCAGAAAGCAAGGGCCUCAUGGGCACAUAUCCUAAGGCAGAGAUCGUCAACAACGACCUGCCACCGCUUGAAAGAGAAGGAAGAUCAAGAUCGAUUGCAGCAUAG
This is a messenger RNA of Ogataea philodendri, 1023 nucleotides long. RefSeq lists its product as uncharacterized. The record is from RefSeq and is a predicted model, not a curated record. The transcript has a single exon. NCBI's taxonomy places the organism in Eukaryota, Fungi, Ascomycota, Pichiomycetes, Pichiales, Pichiaceae. Bases 1 to 1023 code for a protein of 340 amino acids.